Brassica napus (rape) is the source of this 756-nucleotide messenger RNA. Its product is annotated as dehydration-responsive element-binding protein 1B-like. The record is from RefSeq and is marked provisional. Gene Ontology annotation, biological process: regulation of DNA-templated transcription. Gene Ontology annotation, molecular function: DNA binding; DNA-binding transcription factor activity. Lineage: Eukaryota; Viridiplantae; Streptophyta; Magnoliopsida; Brassicales; Brassicaceae.
AUGAACUCAGUCUCUACUUUUUCUGAACUGCUCUGCUCCGAGAACGAGUCUCCGGUUAAUACGGAAGGUGGUGAUUACAUUUUGGCGGCGAGCUGUCCCAAGAAACCUGCUGGUAGGAAGAAGUUUCAGGAGACACGCCACCCCAUUUACAGAGGAGUUCGUCUGAGGAAGUCAGGUAAGUGGGUGUGUGAAGUGAGGGAACCAAACAAGAAAUCUAGAAUUUGGCUCGGAACUUUCAAAACAGCUGAGAUCGCAGCUCGUGCUCACGACGUUGCCGCCUUAGCUCUCCGUGGAAGAGGCGCCUGCCUCAACUUCGCCGACUCGGCUUGGCGGCUCCGUAUCCCGGAGACGACCUGCGCCAAGGAUAUCCAGAAGGCUGCUGCUGAAGCCGCAUUGGCUUUUGAGGCCGAGAAGAGUGAUACCACGACGAAUGAUCAUGGCAUGAACAUGGCUUCUCAGGUUGAGGUUAAUGACACGACGGAUCAUGACCUGGACAUGGAGGAGACGAUAGUGGAGGCUGUUUUUAGGGAGGAACAGAGAGAAGGGUUUUACAUGGCGGAGGAGACGACGGUUGUGGGUGUUGUUCCGGAGGAACAGAUGAGCAAAGGGUUUUACAUGGACGAGGAGUGGAUGUUCGGGAUGCCGACCUUGUUGGCUGAUAUGGCGGCAGGGAUGCUCUUACCGCUGCCGUCCGUACAAUGGGGACAUAAUGAUGACUUCGAAGGAGUUGCUGACAUAAACCUCUGGAGUUAUUAG